Molecule: messenger RNA, 2454 nt
Organism: Haliotis rubra (blacklip abalone)
Lineage: Eukaryota; Metazoa; Mollusca; Gastropoda; Lepetellida; Haliotidae
Product: flocculation protein FLO11-like
Exons: 7
Coding region: 1-2454 (817 amino acids)
Source: RefSeq, a predicted model, not a curated record
AUGAGACAGACGAAACAAGAGCUGGGGAAUAAUCGCCAGGACAAUGGCUCAAAGCUCACAGGAAAUAAGCCCAUUCGAUUUGAAAAUAGAAAGAAAGCCCAGUAUGUCUGUCCUCAUCAGCAUCUGUAUGAUGAAGUGAAUGAUGAAGAGGCUUCAUCUCAAGUAGCAGAUAGUCAUACUAUACUGAAGAAGGAUGUAAAUAUUAGGAAGAAGGAUAGACUAACAGGAUCACGUGGCUGUGAUCUCUCCAUACAAGAAGUGAUCCCUACAACCAAUGAUGGUAGUAAGAGACCAACAGAAUCACGUGGCUGUGAUCUUUCCAUCCAAGAAGUGAUCCCUACAACCAAUGAUGGUAGUAAGAGACCAACAGGAUCACGUGGCUGUGAUCUCUCCAUUCCAGAAGUGAUCUCUACAACCAAUGAUGGUAGUAAGAGACCAACAGGAUCACGUGGCUGUGAUCUCUCCAUACAAGAAGUGAUCCCUACAACCAAUGCUUGUAGUAAGAGACCAACAGGAUCACGUGGCUGUGAUCUCUCCAUCCAAGAAGUGAUCCCUACAACCAAUGCUUGUAGUAAGAGACCAACAGGAUCACGUGGCUGUGAUCUCUCCAUACAAGAAGUGAUCCCUACAACCAAUGAUGGUAGUAAGAGACCAACAGGAUCACGUGGCUGUGAUCUCUCCAUCCAAGAAGUGAUCCCUACAACCAAUGCUGGUAGUAAGAGACCAACAGGAUCACGUGGCUAUGAUCUCUCCAUCCAAGAAGUGAUCCCUACAACCAAUGAUGGUAGUAAGAGACCAACAGGAUCACGUGGCUGUGAUCUCUCCAUUCCAGAAGUGAUCUCUACAACCAAUGAUGGUAGUAAGAGACCAACAGGAUCACGUGGCUGUGAUCUCUCCAUCCAAGAAGUGAUCCCUACAACCAAUGAUGGUAGUAAGAGACCAACAGGAUCACGUGGCUGUGAUCUCUCCAUUCCAGAAGUGAUCUCUACAACCAAUGAUGGUAGUGUCUGCAUUGUACAGAUUGUGUCAGGUGAUGUUGUUACGAUUGUCUCAGGUGAUGUAGCCAGGAUUAUAUGUCAGGUGAUGUUGAGAGGUGAUGUCAAAACUGUGUCAGAUGAUGUCAAGACUGUGUCAGCUGAUGACAAGAUUAUGUCAGGUGAUGUUGCCAGGAUUAUAUGUCAGGUGAUGUUGAGAGGUGAUGUCAAAACUGUGUCAGAUGAUGUCAAGACUGUGUCAGCUGAUGUCCAGAUUGUGUCAGGUGAUGUCAAGAUUGUGUCAGGUGAUGUUGCCAGGAUUAUAUGUCAAGUGAUGUUGAGAGGUGAUGUCAAAACUGUGUCAGAUGAUGUCAAGACUGUGUCAGCUGUGUCAGGUGAUGACAAGAUGGUGUCAGGUGAUGUCAAGAUUAUGCCAUCCAACAAUUCUACCCCCGGCCCCCUACCCAUCAACCGAUUCUACCCCCGGCCUCCUACCCAUCCAUCAAUUCUACCCCUGGCCUCCUACCCAUCCACUGAUUCUACCCCCGGCCUCCUACCCAUCCACCAAUUCUACCCCUGGCUCCCACCCAUCAACCUAUUCUACCCCCGGCCUCCUCCCCAUCCACCGAUUCUACCCCCGGCCUCUCACCCAUCCACCGAUUCUACCCCCGGCCUCCUACCCUUCCACCGAUUCUAUCCCCGGACUCCUACCCAUCAACCGAUUCUACCCCAGGCCUCCUACCCAUCAACCGGUUCUACCCCCGGCCUCCUACCCUUCCACCGAUUCUACCCCAGGCCUCCUACCCAUCAACCGAUUCUACCCCCGGACUCCUACCCAUCCACCAAUUCUACCCCGGCCUCCUACCCUUCCACCGAUUCUACCCCGGCCUCCUACCCUUCCACCAAUUCUACCCCGGACUCCUACCCAUCCACUAAUUCUACCCCGGCCUCUCACCCAUCCACCGAUUCUACCCCGGCCUCCCACCCAUCCACCGAUUCUACCCCGGCCUCCCACCCAUUAACCCGAUUCUAUCCCUGGCCUCCUACCCAUCCACCAAUUCUACCCUGGCCUCCUACCCAUCCACCACUCCUACCCCGCCUCCUACCCAUCAACCGAUUCUACCCCUGGCUCCCACCCAUCAACCUAUUCUACCCCAGGCCUCCUCCCCAUCCACCGAUUCUACCCCGGCCUCUCACCCAUCCACCGAUUCUACCCCGCCUCCCUACCCUUCCACCGAUUCUAUCCCGGACUCCUACCCAUCAACCGAUUCUACCCCCAGGCCUCCUACCCAUCAACCGGUUCUACCCCGCCUCCUACCCUUCCACCGAUUCUACCCCAGGCCUCCUACCCAUCAACCGAUUCUACCCCGGACUCCUACCCAUCCACCAAUUCUACCCCGGCCUCCUACCCUUCCACCGAUUCUACCCCGCCUCCUACCCUUCCACCAAUUCUACCCCGGACUCCCUACCCAUCCACUAA